GCCCCACCCGGACUUGUGUGUUUGCCCUGCUCUGUGUAUUCAGCCAGCAGGCUCCGGACCAGGAGGCAAAGGGCAGGGAGCCGGGCUCAGUUGACCGCCUGACACCAGGCAGCACCAGCUGGAGACAAGGCGCGCUGAGCUUCUAGAAGCAUCUCCAGGUGACACCAGGGGACUGAAGACACUCCCACCGGGGACUCGACAGGAAUAAUGGGCAACCAAAUGAGUGUCCCACAAAGAGUCGAAGACCAAGAGAAUGAAUCAGAGAUAGACACUAACAAGGCGGCGUCUGAGAGUAGAUGCGCACAAAACGGGGUGCCGGUGAUCAUAUCAACCUGCGACAUUCCUUGCUAUGAUGAAGUUGAUUUGGGAAUAAGUGUCAAGGAGGAUAAUGCGGUCACUUCUUCCCCCGAGACAAUGGAGAUGAGCGCUGUUGCGGAUGCCAACGGAAAGAAUCUUGGGAACGAGGCCAAAGCCGGGGCGCCAGCUGCUAAAUCUCGUUUUUUCUUGACACUCGCUCGGCCUGUACCAGGACGUGCUGGAGACCAAGCCACGGAUGCAUCCACUGGGUCAGUGAAGCUUGAUGUCAGCUCCAAUAAAGCUCUAGGGAACAAAGAACCAAGUGAGAGCGUGACUCUUCCGGGGGCAGCUGCACGGGGGCACGACCCAGAUAAAACCCCGGGGCAGAGCCCAGCCGGGGACGAAGGCGUCUCUGCCACUUGGGGACCAGCGCCCGUCUCACCUGAGUCAGGGGGAACAGCCCCCGCCAAGCCUAAGGACUCCGGCUUUUUUGACAAACUCUUCAAACUGGACAAGGGACGGGAAAAGGCACCAGUGGACAGCCAACAGGAAGCCAAGAGCGCGGAGCGUCAGGACCAGGCCGAGGAAGUCCCUGGAUUGUCAAGGCCGCCCGAUGAUGUCCCUGCAGAGAGGGACAUAGUUGACAACAAGGGGAAGGAAGGACAAGAGAUCCCGACUGUGAGGUGCUCUGUCCCCGGGGACCCAGAGGAACUGGACAUUGCAAAGGAGGACCCCCAGGCAACAGAUACAACAGAGAAUCAUAAUUCCAUCAUGAGCUUCUUUAAAACUCUGGUUUCACCUAACAAAGCUGAAACAAAAAAAGAUCUGGAAGAUACGGGUGCUGAAAAGCCACCUGUCCCGUCACCUGACGUCCAGUCAGACAAAGCUAACUUUAUAUCCCAGGAGACCAGAGGGACGGCCAAGAAUCCUACAUCCUCUGAAACAGCGAAGGAAGCCCCCAAGGAAAAGGGGGCACCCACCUCUCUGCCUCUGAGCAAACUCUUCUGGAAAAAGUCAGCUAAAGAGGAUUCAGUCCCCGCAGGUGCAGAGGAGAAUGUGGUGUGUGAAUCACCAGUAGAGGUUGUAAAGUCCGAGGAAGUAGAAUCAGCCUUACAAACGGUGGAUCUCAACGAGGAAGGAGAUACCACACCUGAACCCACAGAAGUAAAACUCAAAAGAGAAGACCCCAGACCACCAAGAGCCUCCCUGAUGGCGUUUCUCAGACAAAUGUCAGUGAAAGGGGAUGAAGGGAUCACCCACUCAGAAGAAAUAAAUGGGAAAGACUCCAGCUGUCAAAGCAAACCCCUUCCCAUCCUUCAAGUCUUGGCCUGAAUGUCCCCUCCUCAAAGAGAUGUCCUAUUUCCAUCCAUCAUUGUUGUGUCUUGUUCUGUUACUUCGUGGAAUUUAUGACACAUUGUAGUAAGUCAUCUGUCUAUUCGUUAUCUGUCUCCUCUACCCCUUUCUUUCUGUGUCUGGAGCAAGGGAGGGGCCUCUUCUAUUUUUCCAUCGCACUGCAUGGUGCCUGGCAUAUAGUAGGAGCUAUUUCUUUGAAAAACGAGUGAAGAAACAUGGGAUCGUGUGGUUUUUUCCAUUAUUUUCUCCACUCUAGAGAAACACAGCUAAGACAUGUUUAUAACUCCACAUAUUCAUUUCUUUAAAUGGGGUCAUCUCAUGCUCCAUACCCUAUUUUAUAACCUGCAUUCUUUCUUAACUUAAAAACACACCUCCACGAAAAUCUCAACAAGUAUUCUUCAACUAAUUUUUGCAACACAGAGAACUGGUUAAGAGCAGAGCUGCUGGCUCAGAUUGCCUGCGUUUGAACCCUGGCUUUGCUAUCUUUUACCUGUGUGACUGGAAACAAAUUACCAAAUGUCUCCGUGCCUCAGUUUCCUCACCUAUAUCAUGGAGCUAGGAAAAGCGCUGUCAUACUUAGAUGAGUCAGGGCACGUAAAGCACCUGGAAGUCCCAGCACGGAGGACGCGAUGAAUGCUAGUGGCCGUGCGAAUCAGCACGGGCUGCCAUACCAACUGUCAUAGACGGAGUGGUUUAACAACGGAAAUUUGUUUUCUCACAGUUUUGGAGACUGGAAAAUCCAAGAUCAGGAUGCCAGCAAUGGUUUGGUUCCUGGUGAGGAGAGCUCCUUCCUGGCUUUCUGACAGCCCCCUUCUCACUAUGUCCUCACAUGGUGGCUUUUAUAGGGACACUAAUCCUAUUGAUCAGGGCGCCAUCCUUCUGACCCCAGUUAACCUUAAUUACUUUCUUACUCCACAUACUUUCACGCUGGGGGUUAGGGCUUCAGUCUAGGGAGCCAUAGCAGUUGCUUUUGUUUUGUUACUGUUACUUAUUAUGCCGCUGAUAAGAAAUUACCACCCUACAGUAUUUGUUCUUAUCACACACACAAAUGGACAGCAGUGACUACCAUUCAUUAUAUUUCCAUGACCAUAAUACUUGGAUUAUCCUAUAUAUUCCAACAGGGAAUAUAUUGCUUUUUGCUGCAUUCAAAUUAUCUCUGUUUUUCUUUUUCAACUUCCUGCUGUGCUUGUCCCCAAACGUGUUCUCCGGACCACUGGGAACCCAAAACUCCUCGAGUUCACUAUCUUGGAAACACGAUACAUGUACUUUAUUCCAUAUGAAAGUUUUAAACAUAAUUGUACAUUUCUGUCUAGAAUGUGGACGUGAAACAGUUAUGCCGAUCGUCUUGGAUGCAGACUUGAGGAGACGGAUGUGUGAUCGUUGAGAGAAUGAUAAAUGCUUUGUUUAAUUUGGGGGAUGGGAAUAGACAUUCUCUGUUCCCUUCAGAAUUGUCCUCUCAGAGUUACGAAAAGUCUCGGGUGAUGAUUCUAGGAAAAGGAGCCCAAGGCAACUCCCAGUUCAGAUGUGCCUCAGGGUCUGAAUCAAACGGGAUGUUCCCAUGACUUUGUCCCCCAACUUCCAGCCAGCGUCACUCAGUUCUACAAGAGGAUACACUCAAGAUGAUUCAAAUGAGAAUAAUUUGUGUGAUAAAUCCUGAGACAGAGUCAAAUCCCAAGCAAAGAUUUUAAAUCAUCUACAUUCAAUGAUGAAGCAAUCAUCGCACAGUUUAGAUUCUUAGCUUACUCUGAAUGUAAGGAACCAGCCAUCUGUUAUUUCCAGGAGUUAGUGUCUAAGCCAUUAAAAAGAACAUUUAAGCCCUAGUAGCAGUGGCGUAAUUAUGCGAUAAAUGGACCUGAUCCACUGAAAGCGCCCCUCCUGAAAAAAAUCAAUGUCCCGUGAAAGCUAUUGACGUGUGGGCACUUCUCACUCCCCACCCCGCAAUGAUUUGCCGAGGGAAAUAGUGUAGAAACAUCUGGAAGGCAAGUUGCCGGCCAUCCGUUCAACCCUUUUUGGUGGAGACUUACUAUGUGUCAGACGAGGUGCUGGGGAUAAAGCCGUGGAGGACAGAAGAGUGUUGUUCUCCAGAGCUCCCCUUCCAGCAGAGGGAGGCAGAGAAUGUUCUCAAGUGAGCCAAGAAACCCCCAAGAUUAAUGGAAGCAUGAAGGAAACACAGCCGUGUUUUGUAAGAGAGGGGUAGAUUGUCUAAACAGGGGCCACCGCCCCAGGGAGGUGACAUCUGAGCUGAGACUUGACGGGAAAGAAGUGGCUGUCACGUCAAGCCCCGCAAACGUCCUGAGCAGGAAUUACAGCAAACGUGAGGCCCCCGUUUUGAGAGUAAGCUUGUUCACGGAAGAAGAGGAGACCGUGUGGUCGGAGCAGAAGGAACAGAGGAAAAAGGGAUUAGAGACGAGGUUGGGGAGGCACAGGGACACUCCAUUCAACAAACAUUUGCCGAGUCCCUUGUCUGCCCCCGGCUCUCGGACCCACACGGAAAGAAUCUGUCAGGAAGGAUCACCGUGGACAACGUUGGGUUGGGAUGACGGACUCUUCUCUGUCGGCCUGGGUACGCACCAUGAGGUACGAUGUCUUCUGUGACUGCCCCACAGAUGAGGAAGCUGAGAGACCCAACAAUUCAUUCCAGGUCACCCAGCAAGGGUGUGAAGGGACCCAGAGCCCACCGUGUGCUUUCAGCUGCAGACGCUAAGCCCUUAGCCAAUAAGUGGAUCUUAAACCUUCUAUACGACAAAAACUAUCAACGCGGUGUGCAAGUGGCUUGUGGCCUUUCUGAAGAGCAUCACGGUGGGCGUUUCUGUCUCCUUGUGCAAGGGUACCUGCUCUCGGGGCUUUGUUGCCCUUGGACAUCUGCGUCUUGACUUUUGCUACGACUUUGGCACAUGGGGUCUGACGGAAUCGCUCAGCAUCUUUGGGGUGCCCUGGGUGUUUCCUUUCUCCAAGGAAUCCUGCCCUCCACGGGGCUGCGACCUACGGAGCCUUUGGGGACUGGGCAAUCUUCUCUCUUCUUGCUUAUUUCUCAGGGCUACACUUGAUACUGAGGGGGAACUUUGUCCGAGAACUUUUUAACGGGGGGACAAUAUGUAACUUUUACGAAUCAUAAGUUGUGAGCGUGUAUUCCGUGCGUCCCAUGCGGCCCCCGGGGGUGCUGGGGCUGUGGUUUUCUGUGAGCAGGGCUUUAAAACUUCUUUUAAAUAAUUUAUUUACUUUUAAAAUUUACAUCCAAGUUAGUUAGCAUGUAGUGCAACAAUGAUUUCAGGAGUAGAU
This is a messenger RNA of Prionailurus viverrinus (fishing cat), 4929 nucleotides long. RefSeq names its product brain enriched myelin associated protein 1 (gene BCAS1). The record is from RefSeq and is a predicted model, not a curated record. The transcript has 11 exons. Bases 208 to 1629 code for a protein of 473 amino acids. Gene Ontology annotation, biological process: myelination. Lineage: Eukaryota; Metazoa; Chordata; Mammalia; Carnivora; Felidae.